AUCUUAUACUCUUUUUAUCUCUUCUUUUCCUUUCUUUUCUUUUCUUUUCUUUUCUUGCCUUUAUACAUAACGGUAUACCUCUGAAUGUGAAUGUGAAUCACCCCACUUUCUUUUCCUAUUCACUUUCUGUUUUCUCUUUUCAGCCAUUAAUUAUUUUUCUAAACGGAAAAUUCUUUCACAUUACUGAAACACCAACGGUAUACACAUUCAGGCAUGGCUUCAGUUUCAGUUCUUAGUCGCCGUCGCCGUCGUUGCAGUGGAUGGUGGCUGUUGCUUGCUGUUUUUGUCGCUGAAUUAGGAUUGUGCUCUUCUUCUUCUUCUUCAAAGCCUAAGGUUUAUGUGGUUUAUAUGGGAAGUAAAACCAGUCAAGACCAUCCACGCCACAUUCUCGCCAAAAACCACCAAAUGCUCGCCGCUGUUCAUGGAGGAAGCAUUGAGCAAGCGCGGGCCUCUCACCUUUUUAGCUACAGGCAUGGUUUUAGGGGAUUUGCCGCCAAGUUGACGGACCACCAAGCUUCCCAGAUUGCUAAGAUGCCUGGGGUGGUCUCUGUAUUUCCCAAUUUGAGACGGAGACUCCAUACCACUCACUCUUGGGAUUUCAUGGGUCUUGUGGGCGAAGAAACCAUGGAGAUUCCAGGACAUUCUACCAAGAAUCAAGUCAACAUUAUUAUUGGUUUUAUUGAUACUGGAAUUUGGCCUGAAUCUCCAAGUUUUAGUGAUGAGGACAUGCCUCCAGUACCAGCUAGAUGGAAGGGACACUGCCAAUCAGGAGAAGCUUUCAAUGCGUCAUCUUGCAACAGGAAAGUGAUCGGAGCAAGAUACUAUAGGAGUGGCUAUGAAGCUGAAGAAGCUGCAACCGAGGUAUUUUCUUUUAUAUCUCCAAGGGACAGCUCUGGCCAUGGCAGCCACACAGCCUCUAUUGCUGCUGGUCGUUAUGUGUCACAUAUGAAUUACAAGGGGUUGGCAGCUGGGGGAGCUAGAGGGGGUGCACCUAUGACAAGAAUUGCAGUGUACAAAACCUGUUGGGACUCGGGUUGCUAUGAUGUUGAUUUACUUGCUGCAUUUGAUGAUGCAAUCAGAGACGGUGUUCAUAUCUUGUCAGUGUCUCUAGGUCCAGAUUCUCCCCAGGGAGAUUAUUUUAGUGAUGCCAUCUCUAUUGGGUCAUUUCAUGCUGCUGCCCGUGGAGUGUUAGUAAUUGCUUCAGCUGGAAAUGAAGGGAAUCAAGGUUCUGUGACGAAUCUCGCUCCAUGGAUGAUCACAGUUGCUGCUAGUUCAACAGACAGGGACUUUGCAUCAGAUAUCGUUCUAGGAAAUUCUGCUAAUUUUACAGGCGAAAGUCUCAGUCUCUCUGAAAUGGAUGCCUCUGCAAGGAUCAUCUCUGCCUCCGAAGCCUAUGCUGGAUACUUCACUCCUUAUCAAUCCAGUUACUGUCUAGAAAGUUCCUUGAAUAGUACUAAAGCCAGUGGGAAAGUCCUUGUCUGUCUACAAGCUGACAGUUCAACCGAGUCAAAGCUGGCCAAGAGCAAGGUAGUCAAACAAGCUGGUGGAGUUGGGAUGGUUCUUAUUGAUGAGGCAGAUCAAGAUGUUGCCAUUCCUUUUGCAAUACCAUCAGCAAUUGUUGGAAAGGAAAUAGGGAACAAGAUUCUAUCUUAUAUUAAGGACACACGAAAUCCAAUAGCAAAAAUAUCGCGGGCAAAGGCAGUUUUGGGAUCUCAACCUGCACCUCGAAUUGCAGCAUUUUCUUCCAAAGGACCUAAUGCUGUAACCCCUGAAAUUUUGAAGCCUGAUGUCUCAGCUCCUGGACUGAACAUCCUUGCGGCAUGGUCUCCAGCAGCUGGCAAAAUGCAGUUCAAUGUUCUUUCUGGAACUUCCAUGGCCUGUCCACAUGUAACAGGAAUUGCAGCAUUGAUCAAAGCUGUCAAUCCUUCUUGGUCUCCAUCUGCCAUCAAAUCUGCAAUCAUGACUACUGCUACCAUCCUUGAUAAGAACCGCAAACCCAUUACAGUGGAUCCUAGCGGAAGCAGGGGUAGUGCAUUUGAUUAUGGAUCAGGUUUUGUUGAUCCAACAAGAGUCCUUGAUCCCGGUCUGAUCUAUGAUACACAGCCAACAGAUUAUAAAGCUUUUCUCUGCUCGAUUGGUUAUGAUGAGAAAUCACUACAUCUGGUCACCAGAGACAAUAGCACAUGCAAUGAAACAUUCACAACAGCUUCCAGCCUGAAUUAUCCCUCUAUCACUGUCCCAGGUCUUAAGGACAGCUUCUCUGUAACUCGAACAGUGACCAAUGUUGGCAAACCAAGAAGCAUAUACAAAGCUGUAGUGUCUAAUCCUGUUGGGAUUAAUGUCACUGUUGUGCCAAAGAGACUAAUAUUCAACAGCUAUGGCCAGAAGAUAAAAUUCACUGUGAAUUUCAAGGUGGCUAGUCCAUCAAUAGGCUAUACAUUUGGGUUUCUGACAUGGAGGAACAGAAAUGCACGAGUCACUAGCCCUCUAGUUGUCCAGGUUGCGUCUUCAAGUUCGGGCUUGCUGAGAUAAGAUGGCUUAAUCUGUAUAUAUUGGUUUAGGAGCUUUGAGACCCUUGCAACCCCACAGUUCAUAUACUUAGAUCAUACAAGCAAAAGAAUUAUUGUAAGAUUUGUUAAAUUUUUAAGUCCUCGGCAAUAUAUAUAAAUUCAAGAAAUAUUUUUUCAUUCUUCUAA
Molecule: messenger RNA, 2696 nt
Organism: Jatropha curcas
Lineage: Eukaryota; Viridiplantae; Streptophyta; Magnoliopsida; Malpighiales; Euphorbiaceae
Product: subtilisin-like serine-protease S
Biological process (GO): proteolysis
Molecular function (GO): serine-type endopeptidase activity
Source: RefSeq, a predicted model, not a curated record